AAUUCGACUGGCAUCCGGGCAACUUUUAUCUUCUUUGCUAAGACAUUCACCGGCAAUACCGCAGUUGCAUCUUCGAAGUGAAUUGAGAAGGUUCUUCUAAUUUUUAGAAAUAUUAUUGUCUCAGUUUAACCACAUCCUUUGAAAAGUGAAUUUUUUUUUUUUUUAUUUUGUUAAAGUUUUUUUGAAUUUUUUAUCUGGAAAAUACAAGUGAAAUUAUGACACCCAAGAAUUUACUCUUCUUUUCCAUUGCUGGAAUAGUUUGGAGCUGUGUACUGGGUCUUCAGAGACCAGCACCAAGAUAUUCACAACAAUUUAUGCCGGAAACAACAUUUACCUGUCGCAACAAAAUCGUGGGUAGCUACUAUGCUGAUCCUGAGACUGACUGCCAGUUGUUCCACGUGUGUGUUUCCGUUGCUGGUUUCAUACAGGACUAUAAAUUCUUGUGUCCAAAUGAUACAGCAUUUGAUCAAGAAAGUCAAACAUGUGCCGAUUGGUAUGACGUUGAUUGUGAAGCAGCAACACUCUACUAUGCAAGUGAUAAUUUCGAUUUAUAUCGUCUUGGAUCUGGCCUUGAAUCACUUCACUAUGACUCAAUACGCACCGAUGCCGAGCCACAAGAUCAUCUUCAACGCAGUGAAUCAAAUGAUCCAAUAAGAUCACCAGUUAAUUUAAAUCGUGUUGCAUCAACAACAAGUAAUUACAAUUCACCAAGUAAUAGUAACAAAGGUGAUAUUCUACGUGCAAGCUCUAGUAGUAAUUUUUACAAUAGUAGAAAUAAUGGUAAAGAUGAUGAAGAUUAUGAAAAUGAAAAAACAUAUCAAGAACCAAUUCCAGCACCUAAAAAAAAAUUAGGUGUACGUAAAAUUGCUAGAAAACAACAAUAUUACAAUAAUAAUAAUAAUUUAAAUAAUGGUAAUAAUUAUGUAUCAUCAUCAUCAACAACAACAACAACUGUAGCACCACCAAAACUGCCAUCACCAUCACCAACAUCAUCAUCAUCAUUACAAAAUAAUUAUAGAAAUUAUAAUACUAAUCAAAGAACCACUUUUGUAUCAUCAACCACAACAGCUCGUCCAAUUCAGGAAUUUAGUAAAAUUCAAAAUAAUCAAAAAUACAAUUCACCAACAACGACAUUUAGACCAGCAUCAUCAUCAUCUCCUCAACAAUCAUACAGUACAACAUUUUAUGCAUCAAGUACCACACCUCAACCCACAACAUACACUAAUAAUUAUAAUAAUAAUAAUUACAAUUCACAUCAACAAACCACAAGUAAUAACAACAAUAAUAAUUAUGUGGCUCAGAGUACAUCAUCAACAACAAUCAAGCCAAUUUCUUUCAAUCAAAAUUAUCAACAAAGUGUAGUAACAACACAAAAACCAACAACAUACAAUCAAAAUUAUCAAGCUAAUUUUAAUAAUCAUAAUACAUUUAAUAAUAAUAAUAAUCAGAAUAAACAAUUAAAUCAACAAAAUUUACGACAACAAUCAACAACAUUUGAACCAACAUCAAAUUAUCAACAAACUGAAACAACAAAUUAUCAAACAAGAAAUUAUAAUAGUAAUAAUAAUGUACAAAGAUCAACAGUAGCACCAGUAUUUCCAACAACAAUAUUGCCAACAACUGAUUAUGAUAAUUAUGAUAAUAAUGAUAAUCAAUAUACUGGUAAAGCAAAUUUUGUAACACAAAAACAAAGUAGUGUAUCACCAACAACAACAACAACGAAAUAUUAUCAAAAUUAUUCACCUACAACUUAUUCAAGUGUUGCUAAAAAAAUUGAUAAUGGUAAUUCACGUGGUGGUGAUCGUUACAAUGCACAAGAUAAUGAUAAUGGACAAUAUUAUGAUAAAAAUAAUUCAGCAAAAUCAAGUCAAUAUUUCGAUUCAACAAAAUCACCAAAAAAAGUUACACAAUUUAAUAAUGGUAAAUUUUUUGAAUCAAGUACUGCACUUUAUGAUUUAUCAAGAGCUCAAACUGGACUUGGAUUUAGUCCAGCAAGUGUUAAUUUACUUGCUGAAUUACCAAAAACAACAACACCAUCAUCAAAUAGACGAAAUGGUUCACCCACCACUUACAACCCAAACAGUUUCAAUGGCAAUAAUAAUCAACGUUCAUCUCAUCAUCAUCAACAACAAUCAACAACACAAAGAGUUACAGCUUUCCCAAGUACAACAUCAAAGCCAGUAUCAUCAACAACAAAAUUUAUUGAUGCAACAACAGCCAAAUCCAAGGCCUCUAAAAAAAGUGACUAUGAUUAUGCAUAUUAUGACAAUGCAAGUGCUCUUGAAUAUGACAGUCUUGAUCUCGAACAUGUUGCUGGUGGCAAAGAAUCAUCAAAACUUCCAAGAAAUUAAAAUAAUUUAUAAUUAAUUAUUAGAUAUUUGUCGUUUGUUUGUUUUUUUUUUUUUUUUUUUUUUUUUUUAAUUUUAAAGUUUAUUAUUUUAAUUUUAUAAAUGAAUUUGAUUAAUAAUCACAGAAAUUUCUAGCUUGUUUUUCAAAGCAACAGUGAUUUUAAUUUUUUUUUUUUAUGAUAGAAAAUACGUGUCCUUGAUUUAAUCAAGUCUUUGGUAAAUUAAAUAAUAUUUUUAAUUUAUUAAAGACUGAUUUGGACAGAUGAAUAAACGGAUAUGGGAAUACUUGAAGAUAUGCUCAAAAUUUUUAUCAUCAUAAUUCGUGCGAGAAUAUCUUUCGAUAAUUAUUUCAAAC
Aphidius gifuensis is the source of this 2703-nucleotide messenger RNA. RefSeq names its product GATA zinc finger domain-containing protein 14-like. The record is from RefSeq and is a predicted model, not a curated record. Lineage: Eukaryota; Metazoa; Arthropoda; Insecta; Hymenoptera; Braconidae. Gene Ontology annotation, cellular component: extracellular region. Gene Ontology annotation, molecular function: chitin binding. The transcript is spliced from 4 exons. Bases 216 to 2351 code for a protein of 711 amino acids.